Dracunculus medinensis (Guinea worm) is the source of this 822-nucleotide messenger RNA. Lineage: Eukaryota; Metazoa; Nematoda; Chromadorea; Rhabditida; Dracunculidae. The record is from the annotation of a GenBank genome assembly.
AUGGUCAGUUCUAUUAACUCUGUCACAGUGGGUGCGAUGUCUAUGAUGUGUGGAAGCACUGAAGUUGUAACGGCAGCCUUAACCAUUCUGCAGACCUUUCCGCCUGAAUGCGAUUUGUUGUUAAAAAUGGUUGCAACUUUUGACACACUUAAUGCACUUAUAACUAAUCUCCGAGAAGGAAUUCACCUCAGUAUCGAUGCGAGCAUUCGUCCUUUUCUCAGUAAUAUUGCUCAGAGUAAAAUUGAUGGUCGAUCACUCUUUGUUAUCGAUGAUGAGUUUCUUCAACAAAUCGGCAUUUCAAUAUUUGGAGUUCGACAUAUUUUGCUGCAAGCAGUCGGUCUUCUUCGACAUCUUUGUUAUGGAAUGAAGAGUGAGAAUCUUCAAUCACUAUGUUUGCGCAUUGUUAUUAGCUCACGUGAACUUUCUAAUACCUUAAAAUUGGCGGACAAAUGUAAAAUAGCGUUGAAUAAAUUGAAUGUCAUUGCAGUUCUCAGUACAGUUUUGAUGUCAAUUUCUCGAGUUAUUGAAGAUAUUAAAAGACUUCUUGGAUGGUUAGACAGAAGUCCAUUCGAUCGAUUAGAAAAAUAUAUCGAAUUUCGUUCAGAUAUUGUUGGAAUUACUUUGGAACUUUCACGAUCAGUUUGUAUUCCUCGGAAGCAAUUGCUUUUCAAUUUUCGACAAAUUAAAGAGUUGUGUGACCGUUUAAUUAUCAAGUGCGAAUCCAUAAUUUGUCUUUCAAAUGAUCCAUCAAUUCUUUAUACGGCGUAUUUAGAACGAGUGGUUCUACGAAAAUUAAAUCCAUCAGAUGAUUGGGUUAUUUAA